Molecule: messenger RNA, 1290 nt
Organism: Drepanopeziza brunnea f. sp. 'multigermtubi' MB_m1
Lineage: Eukaryota; Fungi; Ascomycota; Leotiomycetes; Helotiales; Drepanopezizaceae
Biological process (GO): translational initiation
Cellular component (GO): cytoplasm; eukaryotic translation initiation factor 4F complex
Molecular function (GO): translation initiation factor activity; RNA 7-methylguanosine cap binding
Source: RefSeq, a predicted model, not a curated record
AUGGAUCUCUGGACUCGCCGUGCCAACUCCAGCAAGCUCUCCGUGUCUACGGGGCCUCCUCCCACGAAUGGCGCUCGGCCUUCCACUGAAUCGAAAGUAGGCUUCUCAGGAUCCAUAGGCAGAAGAGCAGGGGAGACGUCUUCGCACACCACCAAGAACCCCUUCAAUGUCGCGGCCCCCCCUAUAUCCUCCCUCACCUCCCCAACCGGUGGCGCAACUGGCGCAUUCGGACUCGGAACCGGUGCAUUCUCCAAAUUCAAUACCAACCCGAAGACUCCUAAGGCAACUACCAGUUUAGAUUACAUCAGUGCGAUUGGCGCGAAAACCCCGACAGCCGAGAAGCAGCUCAGGGACUUGGGUUCCAAGCCUUCGAAGACCAGCAUCACGACUUCCAAGGUUCUCACACCUCCACCUGCGCAUAACUUGAGGCAUAGCUGGGCGCUCUGGUUCCGGCCGCCAAUAUCAAAGUCGAAUGGAUUUGUGGACUACGAGAAAACAUUGCAUCCUGUAGCGCAGUUCGAUACGAUGGAGGAGUUCUUCACUUUGUAUAGCCACCUGAAGCGUCCAUCUACCCUACCACUUGUCUCGGACUACCAUAUCUUCAAGAAAGGCAUCAGACCUGUCUGGGAGGAUGAAGAGAAUAAGAAGGGUGGAAAGUGGAUCGUCAGAUUGAAGAAGGGCGUGGCGGAUAGAUACUGGGAGGAUCUCCUCUUUGCGCUGAUUGGAGAUCAGUUUGCAGAGGCCAGCGAGGAAGUCUGUGGAGCCGUUUUGAGUGUAAGAAACGGGGAGGACAUCCUGAGCAUUUGGGCCCGCAAUGAUGGCGGGAGGGUUCUAAGGAUCAGAGAGACGAUGAAACGCAUUCUCAGCUUCCCACCUGAUACCAAAGUCGAGUGGAAGAGCCACGACUCCAGCAUCCAGCAGAGGACUGCAAUUGACGACGCGCGAAAGGAGAAAUCCCAACACGGCAACCAUCACACCACACCCGCUCGCAACGGCAACAAGGAUAACGAGACUUCUUCUGCGGGUCUUGCUUGGUCGAUUAAACUACGAGCAGGUGGUGGGGGUCUUUUGCUGUAUUAUAGGAUGAGGGAAGAUUAUGUGGGCGCCCGUUCUGUUUUGGUUUUGCGGUGCUAUCCACUGUACGGAUAUACAUACCUUGUUAUGUGCACAGUACCGCAGGACUGGACUGGAAUGGACGACUAUAUUGCGCUUAGCUAUUUGCGUCGAUUGGUAUGCCUCUCGCGCCAAUCCCUCCGAAUAUGCAAGAGGCAAUACAAAAACAGCAAGUAG